This is a messenger RNA of Mollisia scopiformis, 1551 nucleotides long. RefSeq lists its product as uncharacterized. The record is from RefSeq and is a predicted model, not a curated record. Bases 1 to 1551 code for a protein of 516 amino acids. The transcript has a single exon. NCBI's taxonomy places the organism in Eukaryota, Fungi, Ascomycota, Leotiomycetes, Helotiales, Mollisiaceae.
AUGUCUGCGGACACUCCCACCAGAGGACACCGACAUACCCGCAGUGCUGCGAUACCUGGUAUAGCAGCCUCGUCGCAAAAUCCAAGAAAUCCUCAUCACCUCAAUCAGCAUGCACAUGCACGCAACUCCCAGUCCGACAUGAACAACAAUGGUUCAGAUCAAGUACUACAACCUGCCACUCCUCCCCGAACUCCUCGAAGAGACAAUCAAGUUUCGUCUCAGAACCCGUCGAACUCUGCAGCUUCUGGGACGGGCUCGAAGCAAAAGUCAAGGAACAAAAACCGCCCAAAGAAUGUGAUGACAUCUCCAGUCACCACAAGGAACGAUCGCAACACCCCACCAUUCGCAGGUGUACAGUCCGCUGGAAUUCCCUCCUCUGCAAAACCCAUGAAUACGCCUUCAGUCGCUGCUUAUGCAGGGCCAACUUUUCACGCUUCACCUGCUCCAUCCGCUUUGCCAAUACCAAGUUUCUACUCAAAGUCGGUCCCGGAGUCUCCGGCCGCCAAAGGACUCAAGUCCCUCAAGGGUGGCCCUCUCGCUACCCCGCCACAUGCUCUCCCAUCAGCGCAGCAGUCUCGGCGGGAGGAAUCUCCUUUAGACCUGUUCUUCAAAGCUGAUAGGGAAGAGAAGGCAAGAGCGCACAGUGCAAAUCAGGCAACGGCUGCAGCUGGACCUUUCCAACCUCCGAUCGGUCCAUCACGCGCAAGCCAGACCCCACCAGCCACUUCAAGCUUGGUCCAACCCCGGCAAGGGAGCUCCAACAGACAAUCUACUGGUGGAAUCUUUGCAAUGGAGUUAGACGGCGAAAGAGAGGCAGGAACGCCUUACGGACCGGCGUUCUCCACGCCUUACUCAGAAAGGAUCAAUGCUGCGCGCAACAAUCAGCAAACUAGGUCCGUGGAUCGAGAGUCUCCCAUCACAAAGAAUUCUUUAGACAAGUCCGAGGCUCUAAAAGCUUAUCUCUUCUCCGGUGCUUCGAUCCUACUUACAACGAAGGAAGAAGACCCCAAUCUCACCUCGGUGGAUUCUUUAGCUCUUAACAGUUAUCAAUCACCUCCUGGCUCACUCAAUGGACCUAGGAGUGCGGGGCUACCACAGCAGACAUACUACAACGGAUAUCAACAAAGCUUCGAUUCGAAGCAUUCAACAAAUACCUCUCGAUUGCCCGGUCGGUCAUCUGGAUUACGCCAAGAAGUGACUCCAACAAAGACGCCUACUAGCACCUUUGAUCGCACUGGCGCUUGUUCAAACUCCCCAACCCCGGCACGCGGAUAUGGCAACGCGCCACUGUCCGGCGCGCCUCAAGUACACAGUAAUAUUCCUCAAAAUCAAGAGGCACCUCCUUUAUUUAACGUUGCAUCUGGAUCUCGGAACUCGGAUCUGCAGGGGAUCGAAGAUAGUCUUCGCAAGAUUUUGAAGUUAGACUCAGCUGGGAGUUCUGGCGUGUCAAUUGCUCCUACUGCUCAACAAGCGACGGUGUCUGUUCCGAAAUACGGCGGCGGCAGGCCCCAGCCCAUGAAUGGAAUGCAUAACGGCGUCACGCGCUCUUAA